AUGGCUCUCAUCAACCCAGUCUACGCCCUCAUCGUGCCUUUCCUCUUUCUCUUUACUGUCCCGCUUGCCAUCUUCGCCGGCAUCACAACGACGCUUGCCUUCACGGUUCUCAUCUUCCGAGUGAUACUCGUGUAUUUCGAUCUCGCCCUCUCCCUCCUGCCGUCAUACAUCACCGGCCGCCCCCAGUACCUGUCCUAUGCGUCCAAGGCUCCGGCGUCCGGCAGCCCCUCUCCAUCCCUAACACCCACCCGGCGUUCGGCUUCGCGUCGCACAAGACGUCCAUCAUCGGCGUCUGCCGUCUCCGUCGGCACAAUAACACCCAUUUCAGAGUCGGGCGGCCUUGGCCUCUUCCCCUCUGUCGGAAUCGACCGUGACUACGAAGGCGUCGGCGGCUGGCGGCUAGGGAACGGCAACGACGAUGAGUUGUGGAUGACAAUCAACUCACGUCUCGAGCUGCCUGAUCGCCAAUAUCAACGACACCACCACCGGAGCCCAAGCGGCGGGCCUACCACCCCUGGCGGUGGUGAUGGCUACCUCAUGAUGAAGGGAGGCCGCAAUCGGAGCCCGGAAAGCAAUCGCGGCGGCUUCACUGCAAUCGUGUCACCGAACAGCUCCCGGGCGCGCACCCCGACAAACUCACACAUCGCUUUUACGGCGCUUGACGGCAUGGACGGAGACUACUUCCCAUCUUUAUCAUCGCCAAAGGCUGCGAGGAAAGUUGCCGUGGCAUGA
This is a messenger RNA of Colletotrichum higginsianum IMI 349063, 732 nucleotides long. RefSeq lists its product as uncharacterized. Bases 1 to 732 code for a protein of 243 amino acids. NCBI's taxonomy places the organism in Eukaryota, Fungi, Ascomycota, Sordariomycetes, Glomerellales, Glomerellaceae. The record is from RefSeq and is a predicted model, not a curated record. The transcript has a single exon.